Molecule: messenger RNA, 8145 nt
Organism: Heterobasidion irregulare TC 32-1
Lineage: Eukaryota; Fungi; Basidiomycota; Agaricomycetes; Russulales; Bondarzewiaceae
Exons: 34
Coding region: 1-8145 (2714 amino acids)
Biological process (GO): regulation of GTPase activity
Source: RefSeq, a predicted model, not a curated record
AUGCCUGCACGGCGUCCGUCCGCCUCAGCUGGUCAUGUAUCAUCCAACGCUCCCUCCAAUUCCUAUCGGACUCACCGGAGCAACGACUCCCAUCACGCUUUCUCGAGUGUAUCCUCGCAGACUCAGACUGCGCCCUACUCAGCUUCGAAUGCCCCCGGAACGCUCAACCAGCAGAGGAUCAUCCAAGCGCUAGUCCAUAGAUUGAAGGACAAGCUUCCGACGUUCUCUGGUCAAGAUCUCACAGUCAUCGAGAGCGAUAGUGCGGUUGAGGAGACCAUUAACUGCCUCGUGGAGCUGUCCCGAGAUUCGCUAGAUAUCAUAGCUUACGCGCUGACUGGUUUAUCAGAAGAAAUGGCAAAGCAUCCGGACGAGAAGGUCGCCAGAACGAUCCCGGUACUUCAAUCCCAACUAUUUCUCCUCAAGGUUCUCGCCAUAGCAAUGGCUUCGCGCUGGCACCGCUUUGCAGACGAAGCUCGGACUGCGUCACACUCUGCUAAGUUGAAGGCGCCUUCUGGCCUCUCUCUACCGGAUCUCCCUACGGCAUCUUCUGUCGGAGCCAGCUCGAACAUGAAGAACAGCCGGCAGACGUCAAGUGACCACUUAUCUACGUCUCCUGGUUUGACAGAGCCUCCGCCUUUGGACGACAAUUGUGCGAAGUACAUUCUGAGCACCAUGGUCCUGUUUCUGCGCCAAACAGCUCCGCCAGAAGGUCGCCUCAUGUCGUCCGCUAAUCUUGGCUUUGGAGCGACCUUUCACGACUUCGAAUCCAUUGAAGUCGAAGAUGCCCCUUCGCAACCUCCUGAGUUCUUUGAUGCCGACUUGCCUUCAGGAGAAGCAGUUCGCAAACAUACCCGAUUUCCUAAACACAGCACGUCUUCGAACUCAGUUGAUUCUGGGAGCCCUAGCGUGACUUCGUCUAUGCCCAUCCCACAGCUGAACGUGAAGUUUGAGAAAACGCACAAAGUCUUGGCGAAAUCUCAUUUCUCGCUGAACUCACUGAUCUUGAAGUUUGCUGGCCGCAUCAUCUAUCAUCUUUCAGCGUCAAACUGGACGGUAGUCAUGCAACGGAUCCGCAACAAGAUUCAUUCCUUAGCCGGGUCGCACGAGGAGAACCCAGAUAUCAUCGACCUGAACCUGAUGAAGCAUAGUGGAUUGGACAGGCAACGGCUGGUUCAAAUUCUGCAAGAAUUGUCAUCUCUCCUUGUGAACAUGAGGCGUGAAGCGAGAACAGCAAUUGCCAUUCCGCUACGGUCUGCGGUCUGGAAUUGGAUUGAUCUAUUCCCUGGGGAGUACAAUGAGGCUCUCCGCUCAUAUCGCAGACUAGAGGGUGCUCCCGAACGUGUCUUUGACCUGCUUUGGGACCCCACAGAGUCUGCUGCAGCGCGCGCCCUUUGGCCGACUCUCGCUGUACUUUCCUGCAUCUCUACUGAACGCACGCGAACCGACUAUCAGUCUUCCUUGAAAGCCACAGGGACAAACAAGAGCAACUUACAGAAAUUCGUGGAUCUGUUGAACAAGAACAUGCAUUCUUCGUCGAAGCUAAGGGAUGUAUCGAUUCUUUGUGCGUUAGAUUAUUGCAGGGGAGCUGCCCGUGUUAAGCCCGAUGGAGACCUUCCGAUACGAUCUAUUGCUUUUGACCUUGCGCAUGAUAUUAGAAGCGCCCUUCUACAAUAUCAUGACCACAAGCCUUUCUGGGAGGCACCGGAAGAGAUCGACGUAAGCAUGUUUGCUGAUGCAUUAGUUCUCUUGUAUCGGUUCUCGCCCUUGGAGGAGGCGCACCAACUUUUCAAGACAUGUCUGGAGCCAGAACGAUCUGAUGCCGUCAAGUUAUGCGUGAUCAAAGCCUGCGUAACACUGAGCGUGGAGUAUGGUGGCGUGCGUCGCAAUGAGGUGGACGAGGCUGGCAACUUGAAACGGACAUCCUUCAGGCCGAAGGCAAAGCGAUUCACAGCGGAGACAGUGUCAGACCGGGAAUUGCUGCUUAUCGGCGUCCUACAUCUAUGGAGAUGCAAUUUGGGAUGGAGCUUCACAGGAAUCACCCACGACGAAGCUAUCGCCUGGAUUCCUGCGGCAUUGAAGGUGUGGGAGGAGCAACCAGAUCCAAGCGUCCAGUAUUCCAUUGCACUCGCUCUCAUGCAAGUCAGCGCUCAAAUCGACAGUCUGAGGCCUUCGGAUGACUUCCACAAAAACGUACUACAGUGGAAGCUAUUGUUCACGCCCGCAGCAAUGCGAAUCAUAGCAAUCGCCCUUUUGAACUCGCGUAUGGACCUGGAGAAGCAAAGAUUAUGGGCCGAAAUUUCACAUGAGAUUCUCCUGUCAUACAUUCAGGAGGCACAUAAUGACAGCAUCCAGAAGGCAGUGCAACUAUCUGAAACUAGGCUGCCUGCACUUGCAUUAUUGGAACUCGCAAGCGCCGUGUCGCUCACGUCUGCGGACACUGGCGUAUCUCGUCUUGCUGCUCAUAAUUUGAGGGUCAUUGCUAUUGCAGAGCGACGUCCGGAUGUACCCAGCAGCGCUAAGGGUGAUGAUGAAAGGGUGAAGCGCUUCACAAUCUACGACCAGAUCGGCGACCCAAAGACAAUUAUCACAGGGCGUGUCGCCUGGCAGAAGCGCAUUCGACGGUUGUUUCGAAUGCUUGCGGCUCCUCACCCUUCUUAUGUUGCUAUCUGGGAGGAAUGCUACUACCGAUGGUGCGCUCUGACCGAGCUGGUCAUUCGAGCCCCACUUGAUCCUAUCACGCGCGAGGGCUUCGAAGAUGGGUAUACUCCUACUGGCGACAAGUCUUUGUCCAAUGAGGAGCAACAAUUUCAAUGGCAGAAUCUCACUCUGUUCCUAGCGGCGUGUGGAUCUGCUUGCUUAGUAGAAACUCACGAGCCUGACGCGCUUCAGAAAAUCAUAUCUCCCAGUCUACUUCCAGAUUCGAUGAGGGUGCUCAAAGAUCCACGGGAUCUAGUCGGCACAUUUGUCGUAUACCUUAUCGACCUUCUUCUAUCCGAUUCGGUAAUGGCCAGAGAGAUAUCCAAAGAGGCCCUUGGGUCAGAAUUAAGUCCUCGACUGUAUGCCAAGCUGUUCAAGCAUCUAGACGAGGUCAUCCAAGAUAUCACUCAAGGCACUAAUCUAGAGUGGUCAGAGCAUUUCCAAAUCUUUCUCGAUCAAUUCAUCGCAGUCCUCAAGUUGUUAGUAGAGAAGGCCCAGGCUCAUGACGAUGUCCUGGCCGUUGAUAUGACCUCGACGUUGUAUGCGUUGGCCGGGUUCCUCAACCAGUUCAACAACAUUUCUUCUUAUCGGCUCAGGAUCAAGUUCUGCACGCUCUGUCACAGCGUGUACUCGCGAACAGAGCUAGCUUUACGAAAAGAUACUCCUUCACGCCAGCAUAUUUUAGCCAUUGUACUAGAGUGGAUGCAAGAACCAUCUAUUAUGGUCGACCCAGAGCUGAUACGUUUGCAACCCGAGUUGAAUCUGGCAAGCCUUCGAGCGGUUGUUCAUUUCCUCGAUCGCCUUCAACUGCGUACUCCGGAACAACUUCGCGCACCUGAACAAACGCGUCCACCUGAUGGCACAGACAGUGAAGAUCAAAGUCACGUCGUUUCUCGCCUGUUCAUACGUUACUUCGGCCUCAUCUUGAGAAUGCUCGAGAUUGGUCGCACGGAGUCAGCGGACGAUGGGCUUUCCGAAGUAUCUUCGUUCUCGCAGCGAAUGCGUGCCUCCCAAAGAGAUUCCGAAAUUCGUGACCUGGUCAUUGAAGGCCUCUCACGUUUGAUCAGUGCCAAUACGGAGACUGGUGUCAAGCACAGCUUGGCAUUGGCCUACGACGAUGAUAUCGGCAAGAGAGCUAUAUUCACACACGUCUUCGCUCGAGUCAUGGGACAAGGAGCCAAGUUCGAAACACAGGAGAAUUCUGCAAUGUUAGGAGCCAAGAGCCAGCUGUGCGAGUUGGUUAAAGGACCAGAUCUGGGUCUUGUAUUGGCCAUAUGCGAGACUUGUCCACCAUCUGAGCUUGAUAUCAUCAUACCUGUUUUGUUGAAUAUUUUCGACACUCGCGAGUCGCUCAUGAACCUCAUCAAGGCUUUGUUGGACCGUGAAAUUGCACGCACAGAGAACGAGUCAUCCUUAUUCCGCGGCAACUCUACUUGCACGCGUCUUCUGUCCGCCUUCGCCAAGGUACAUGGGUACACAUAUCUUCGCAGUCUCAUUAUUCCACUCGUUAAAUUGAUGACGGACACGCCGCCUGGCCGAGGAUACGAGCUUGAUCCUUCUAAAGUCGGUGAGCAAGAGGCGAAGCAAAACCAGCAGAACGUGGAGCUCGUCGCAUCAUCAUUUUUGGAAAUCAUAUCGUUAUCCGUACCCGCUCUUCCUUCAAUGUUUCGCGAGCUCUGCGCCCAUAUUGGAAAAGCGGUUAACGCGGUUUGGCCGGAAGCUAAAUUUGCUGCUCUAGGAGCGUUCAUUUUCCUGCGCUUCAUCUCGCCUGCUGUGGUUCAACCUGAACAUGUUGAUGUCGAGCUUCCCAAAGACGAUAUUGUCAUUCGUCGGGGACUCAUGGUCAUUGCUAAAAUCAUCCAGAACCUUGCGAACAAUAUCUUCUUCGGCAAAGAAGCCUAUAUGGUUGUUUUGAAUCCAUUCUUACAACAAAAUAUCGUCAAUGUCACUAAAUUUCUGAGUGAACUCAAUAAAUAUACUCCAGCAUCUGCUGAAGAGGAGAAUGAUGAGUGGACAGGUAUGACGUACGACGACACCGACACUGUUGUCUUGCACCGCUUCUUCCAAACACAUGCGGACGUAGUCGGUAAAACCCUGCUUGGCACAUCGCCUCAACUAUCGGUAGAGGGUGACGCUUCUGCCAUCAGCGGUAAACGUCGCUGGGAAAUAACUUGUGACACCCUGGUGUCGAUGGGCCAGGCCUCCGAUAUACCUCAUUUGUCAACCUUACCCAGCUCUCAACAUCAGGAGUAUCUCGACCUCAUGAACCAUUACACUUAUCGUAACGUCGCUGCCGUAAAAGAUAUAUUUGUUGAAACCUUUACAGAAAGGGAGGAAUCGGCCGUUUUUGUCUUCUUCGUAUCCAAGAUAGACGUAGAAACGCUGGACAUAGAGUUGCUGCUCUACCACGUCUUCAAGACGUUGACUCUACCUGCCUACGAGGAUCGCACCUUCGAUAUCAUAUUCGAUUGGACGUCUUACUCUACAGCAUCUCAAGUUCCAGUGCAGUGGCUGAAAUACUGCAUUGAGAUGAUUCCAUCGGAUAUCCGUCAACGAUUCAUGAUGGCUUAUAUCUUGAACCCCAACAAUGCUACGCAUAAGUAUCUUCGCCGUCUUCACAACAUCACUGCCGGAAUGAAUGUAUCAAGUAGCGUCAAGGCGUGUUCAUCCAUCGCGGAGUUGAGACAUUUCGUGCCACCAACAUGUGUGGCCCCUCUUGUCUAUGCCACGGGUCUGGAGCAGGAGGAAUGCGAGCAAUUCCAAUAUGUGACAAUGAGACAAGCUCACAUCAGAAUGUCCGUAACCUUGGAAGUUGGACUGACUCAUCUGCGAAUAACAUCGGACAAAACACAAGCCAUCUCCCCAUCUCUGUCUUGCAAAUUGACAGAGAUCAUAUCAUUGGCGGAUAUCAGCGAUGUUUAUAGUGUGGCAACGGGACACGACCCUUUCGAAUUCAUCAUCCGAAAGACUCGACAAACGGCGACGUUAUACUUCUCUUCACCUCGAAGAGAGCAGAUUGUGAAGUCUGUUCGUGCUGCUAAAGGUCGCAUGAGGACCAGUGCUUUCCCUGGCACGGAACGGUUCUCGCGGCUAUCCAACGUCAGUGCAGCGUUACUUCACAUCGGAAUGAUGAAUAUGGGUGUCGACGACGACGAGCUACGUGGCGCUUCCUACGAGCUGCUCUCCUCAGUCCUUGCGUCCUUCAACCUUGACAGCAAUCCACUUAUCACCUUACGAGGUAUCUGGGUAGCUGGUUCUGCAUUACCUUUCCUCAUAUCACUGAGCGAACGGAUCGCGACCUUGGUUCCCCAUUUGACAUUGGAUUUCAUUUCCGAAGUUUCGACAACGUUGGACAAAGCUAGUCGGUCUCAACGGCUGCAUUGUUUAUCUUAUAUGUCUCCAUGGUUGAAGAACUUGGCGAAGUUCAUCGAUCCGACAAGCCCAACCUACGAUCACUCCGGUGCCAAGACGAGGGACUGUAUCCGACUUCUGAUUGAUCUCACUAUUGCUGAUCCGCAAACGUUGACGGUGGCGCAAAAAUCCAUUUGGGCGGAGAUAGCAAAGCUUGAUCCGACUUUCAUAUCUGUGGUCGUGGAUGAGCUCAUGCGCGCCGCAAUUGACGGCGGCGUAGGCUCUCAGCGAUGUGAAACUAUUGCUCUGGCCAUGAUGCCUCUCUCUUCGAUCAAUGUGCGAGGCCAGAUCCUAUCUAAAAUGCGCAAAGCGUUAGGCAAGACAUCCGCGAAACCAACCAAGACGCUCGCAGAGAACUCACAUUGGAGCGAGAUCGCAGCCUUGAUUCGCCUGCUCUUUGUCGUUGCCCAACAGUCAAAACAACCGGCUCUCAGUCAGUUCUAUGUUCCGGAAGUCAUUCAUAUGAUCACGCUCAUUGCUGCGACUGGCGAGCCUGUGGUCCGUUCUACCAUCUGGGGAAUUGUUGUUGAGCUAUUACAGUCUCAGUGGAUUGCUCGUGCAUCAGACGCGGUCGCAGGCCCAGAGAUCCGACAUCUUCUCGACGAAGCUAGCACGCCAAAUAUACUUCGAUUAUUUGGGCUCAUCAGAGCGACUCGAACGAGCGAAUUGACCGUCUGGGACCCUAAGGGCGACAAAGCAAUUCUCGACAACCAAGAGGGCCUGACACGCUUCCUUAUCCAGGUCAUGGAAGUGACUUCAGGGACGAAGGGUUUGCUGAAUGUGUGGCGUGCUCGGUGGAUGAGUUUGGUUACAUCUACAGCUUUCCAAGUUUCACCGGCCAUCCAAACGCGAGCCUUCAUCGUCAUGGGUGCUUUGGCUACGACGGAUGUCGACGACGACUUUUUCUACCAGAUGCUGGUGGCAUUCAAAACAGGCCUCAUGCAAGCCAGGGAGGGUGAGACUACAUCAGUAGUUAGCAUGCUCAGGUGCAUCAGCAACGUCGUCCCCGGCUUGGUGGAAAACUCUCGAUAUCUCCGUCAAAUUUUUUGGCUUGCCGUUGCCCUCCUACAGUCAAGCCAUACUGCAUUCUUCGAAGAGGCAUGCCAUUUACUCCGAGUCACAACUGAGGCCUUAUUUUCGCAAGGUCUGCUACGGGAGCGAGGCGUCUCUGCUUCCAUCUUGGAUUAUCGAUCGCCCUUGGAAGAGAUAGCCUGCCAAUUGGAUCAGUUAUUAGGGAUAUCUUUCGAUAGCAAUUUCUCAUUCUCACUGGCCGCCAUGAUUUUCAAAGGUGUGCGCCUGCCUUUCUUGAAAGACGCCGCCGUCGAUGCUUUGCGAUGCAUGUUACGGAUCAGCACUCGAGCUACAGAGGAGGCAGAAGUUACGAACGAAGGACCCGGCGCAGCUAUCAAUCCAGAUGCCCUCGGAUACUUUAUGGCUCUGCUUCCAUCAUCAACCACCCCAAGCACAUAUCGACAGCUUCUGAUGGAUAGUAACGCCGACGCAUAUUGGCUUCUCGAGGAGGGUAUCGAACACCCGGAAGAUCAACGAGUGCCUCGUAUUCCUGCUGGAAUCCUGGGCGUUAUGGAUAACACUACUGCCCUGCUUGUCGUCUCGUCGAUCGCAUAUAUGCUCACAGAAGCCAGUGGUGGGGAGAUGGAGAUGCUUUUCAGUCUGCUAUCAGACCUUGCUGUAUCUUAUCCAGAGGCCGUCACCCUAGUUUAUGACGGCAUAGAAAACAAGAUCAAAGAGACUUUCUCCAGCUCCUCGAACCCCGCACUCCUGAAAGCCUCAGCUAACAUCUUCCACGUGGUGAUGCAAGAUCCUAGUCGAAACAGUCUCCGUGGCUCUGCAUCUACUCUCAGUACCGUUGACGAAAGCACACCUCAAGCGAGCAACAAAAAUCAUUUGUACGCAUUGGAGGAAUUGGGCAUGAAUGGAUUAGCCAAUACCUUCACCUUCCUACCUCAAAGCAAGCCACAGGCUGCUUCCAAGAUUAUCCAAUGGAUUUCGGAUCUAGUUGGAAGGAUUAUAGAAUAA